ACCUCCAGCUCUUGGAUGACAAGAGUGCAACAAUUUGGCAGUCUUAUGAUCACCCAGUUAACACGCUGUUUGUUGGGCAAAAAUUGGUGGCAGGGCAGCAACUCACUAGUCUAGGAGGAUUGUUUUCGCUCCAUGUCACCAGGGUUGCCCACAAGAUAUUCUUAUGAUGAUUUGCAAGCAAUAACAGAAAAUUUCAAUAAGGAGCUCGGUGGGGGAGGAUUUGGCACAGUUUUCGAAGGAACUCUACCAGACGGCACAAAAGUUGCAGUAAAGCGUCUUGAUGGUUUCAGUCAAAUCAAGAAAUCAUUUUUGGCAGAGGUUGAGACAAUUGGCAGCAUCCAUCAUAUCAAUUUGGUGAGACUAAUUGGAUUUUGUGCUGAGAAAAAUCAUAGACUUCUUGUUUAUGAGUACAUGUCUAAUGGGUCUCUAGAUAGAUGGGUAUUUCACAAAAAUCCUAAGAUGUUGCUUGAUUGGCAGCAUAGAAAGAAGAUCAUCGUUGAAAUUGCAAGGGGACUAACUUAUUUGCAUGAGGGUUGCAGGCAGAAGAUAGUUCACUUGGAUAUAAAACCACAUAAUAUCCUCUUAGACGAGAAUUUUAAUGCAAAAGUCUCUGAUUUUGGGUUGUCUAAACUAGUUAACCAUGACCAAAGCCAAGUUGUGACAACCAUGAGAGGGACUCCUGGUUAUAUGGCUCCAGAAUGGUUGAGUUCAGUGAUUACAGAAAAAGUAGAUGUAUAUAGUUUUGGAGUAGUGCUCUUGGAGAUUUUGUGUGGAAGGAGAAAUUUGGAUCGCUCUCAGCCAGAGGAAGAAAUGCAUCUACUUGAUCUUUUCAGGAAAAAUAUUGAGGAGGAUCGAUUGUUCAAUUUGGUUGAUAAGUACAGUGAAGAUAUGCAAUUACAUGGAGCUGAAGUUGUGAAUAUGAUGAGGGUUGCAAUAUGGUGUUUGCAAAAUGAUUUCACAAGGAGACCUUCCAUGUCCAUAGUGGUUAAGGUCUUAGAGGGUGCUGUGAAUAUUGAAUCUGACCUAGAUUAUUUCUUCUCAAAUCCAUCUUUACCGAACAUGAGAGGUGGAGUUGAAAACCAAGAAGUGCAUAUUGUUGCUGCUACUCCAUUAUUGCCUUCAGUUCUAUCAGGACCACGGUGACUUUUCAUUGUACUAUCUUUAUUGCUUGAUUAAUGAGGUAAUUUUCAUAAUUUUAAUAAAUUCUAUCAUCCAAUAACUAAUAUUAGUAGUUUGAAUUUGAUGGGGGGUUUGAAUCUUGGUCAUUCUUGUGGCCAUUUAUUGGUACUACCAUGGCUCCUCUGUUAGUAAUAUACAUUUUUUUAUUAAUAUUGUUGUUGUCUCUA
Quercus robur (English oak) is the source of this 1346-nucleotide messenger RNA. RefSeq names its product G-type lectin S-receptor-like serine/threonine-protein kinase SD2-5. Bases 133 to 1143 code for a protein of 336 amino acids. Gene Ontology annotation, molecular function: ATP binding; protein kinase activity. Gene Ontology annotation, biological process: protein phosphorylation. The record is from RefSeq and is a predicted model, not a curated record. The transcript has 2 exons. NCBI's taxonomy places the organism in Eukaryota, Viridiplantae, Streptophyta, Magnoliopsida, Fagales, Fagaceae.